This is a messenger RNA of Leptopilina heterotoma, 4053 nucleotides long. Its product is annotated as RUN domain-containing protein 1-like. The transcript is spliced from 9 exons. Bases 290 to 2095 code for a protein of 601 amino acids. Lineage: Eukaryota; Metazoa; Arthropoda; Insecta; Hymenoptera; Figitidae. The record is from RefSeq and is a predicted model, not a curated record.
UGUUAUUCGCACGUGCGCAGACGUUAAUUAUGGAUUAAAAAAUAUGACAGAUGUCAAGAAUUAAUACAUUUUUCACAGUAAAAAGUGUAUUUUAAUUCAUAAACUAAAAUGAAAGAAUUAAUUAAGAAAAGCAGUUGUAUUUCGAAAUGGAAUUUUUUAUGACAAAAAUGUGCAAUUUAACAAAAAUUCCAAAAAUUAUAGUCAAUGAGUGAGGAUAUUAUAUCUUGGAGGUAUCUUUGAAAAAAUAAAAUCUAAAACUUCUAUAAGAAUUAUAGAAUAAUUACCAAAAAUGAUAGAACCGACAAAUGAAGUGUUAAAGUCCAAUGAAAAUGAUGAUUUUUAUAAUUCUGAUGAAAGCGAAAAGCCUUGUGGCGAAAGAUGGGCUCCUGUUGGUGCCAACGAUGGAGAUGAAUUUAAGGAUGAAUUUAAAGAGGUCUUUAAGGAUGAUUUCAAAUAUUAUCAUUCUAUGGAAAAUUUGCCUUAUGAACUGGAAAGGCUGAGAAUUUUGGAAGAGGAACAAGAAACAUUAAAUUCGUCUCUAAUUGCAUUAACAACUCAUUUCGCUCAGGUUCAAUUUCGACUUCGUCAGAUUGUUGACGCACCAGCUGAGAAAAAGGAAAGUUUGCUCAAGGAGUUGGAAGAAUUUGCCUUUCGUGGUAUUCCUGACGUUCCAAAUAGACAAAAAAUUAGCAGCAGCAGAUCGUCGACUCCUUUUUCCGAUAGACAAAGUAAUUCAGGUGAGCUGAAAGAUGACGAACUUGAAUCGAAAAUGGCACUGCAACGUACUAAACAAAAGGAAUUAAUAAGCCAAUUAAAAACACAAUUGGAAGAUUUGGAGAAAUAUGCGUACGAAACGGGCGAUGCCGAUUUACCUCAAAGUGUUGUUCUCGAACGACAAAAUAUUGUCAUUAGUCAUCUCAAGGAGAAAUUGAACUUCGACGUUGAUGAUCUCUGUAAAUUGCCGCUCGAUGAUUUAAGAUGGCAAGUUGACUGUGCAAUAAGUCAGAUUGUCAGUCCAUUAAAAAUGAAAGAACAAUUAGUGGGUCAAUUAAAAACGCAAAUCGCUGAUCUCGAAAGAUUCAUUAAUUAUCUCCAAGGUGAAGUCAGUUCAGAAACGUUAGCAUGCACCUGCGCUUGUCCAGUUCACACGCACGGAACCACUGCUGCUUCAUCAUCAUCAGCAUCAUCAUUUUCUAAACACUCAUCAUUUCAUAAAAAACCAAUAAGCAACGAGAAACAAACGGAAAGUUUAAAUACAGUACGCAAAGUUUUGAUGCUCCUUCACAUGUACGUUCUCUCACAACUUGGCUGCAGUAGUGAAAGAGCGAAACGUAAUUUCAAAAAGAAGAAUGUCUGCAGUUGGCGUGAUUUACGAACACGACUCGAUAUUGCUGUGGAAAAUAUUCUCGAGUGUCUAGCUGAAAAUGUCCAUCAUCGUCAUCACGAGGACUUUACAAACGACGUGGAAUAUUCAUCAGAUUCUGAUUCACCAGUCUCACAGCAGAAUAAUACAAAAAUCACAUCGGCAGUGAGAAAAUAUUUGGCAAUUGCCGUUCGUGAUUUAAUGCAACAUGGAUCGAGUGUCGACGUUCAUGUUAAUAGUGUCGUACCAUUUGUUGGCUGUUUUCCCCAAAGAAGUCAAAAUUCAACGAGUAGUUCAAUGCACGCUUGGCUCAUUGUCUUGAAAUAUUACGAAAUUAAAAAUGGACAACGAUAUAAUUCAGCGCCAGCUCAGAAAUUAUCGCAAAGUUUCAAUCUCGAUCUUGUUGGAAAUAGGCCCGCCUCAUCGAAACAGAAUUUAUUAGUAACGAUUGGAAAUAUAAUUGCAUCUCACACGCCAUACAAAAGAAGUUAUGAUACACAUUUCAAGGCUUUUAUUUGUGCAUCAUUGAACGCCAAUAAACUAGUCGUGUGGUUGAAAUUGAUUCUGCAAUGUCAAUAUUUAUUAGAAAAUCAUUACAUGUCUUGGAGUUAUGUCAUAAAAACCGGUUUUCAAGACGCUUUUCACACUCUCGAUCGGCUCACGAAUCAUAAAUUUGAUUUGCCCGUCGACUUGGCCAUAAAACAAUUUCAGAAUAUCAAAGAUGCCUUCUAAAGAAAGAAAAACGUCCUUCCACAAUUUUAAUUUUACUAGUCAAUCCACGUAAGUGAUUCAAUAAUGACUGCUGUAAUUUUUUCUAUUUUUCUUUGCAUUCUUUUCUUUUCCUGUCUUAUACGUACAUAAGAAGUAAAAAAAACGUGCACAGUGCAUAAUAACAGAAAAUAUUUAACUUUGUGGAAUAUAUUUAUAUAUAUAAUAUAUAUUACAAGUUGAGAAUAAUUGCUUCGUGAAAAAUACGAAGAAAUAUUUAAAGAAAAAUGUUAAUCAAUGGGAAAACAUAUGACUUUGUACUUCUACUACUGAAUCUCAACUUUUUUAUUUUUUAGAAAAAAAUGCACCAGUGCUUCUAUACUUUUAAAAAUAAUUUCUUCUACGUAACUUUUGAAACAAAUUUUAAUUUUGUUCAAAUUAUUUUAUCUUGCAUUUAUUUAAAUGAUUUAAAUUAAAGUUUUCUAACGAACAAAGUAUUUAGUAGUUCGCUUUUAGGUAGAUUUUAAUUAUUCGUACGUAAAAGAAAAAUAACGAAAGUGCUUUAAGAAUUUAGUAAAAAAAAAAAAAAAAACUAGAAGUAUUUAUAUUUAUUGUUAAGAUUAACAGUCAUUUUUAAUAUUCGAAUGUUUUUUGUGUCUGAAAUGGAAAUUAGAAAAAAUUCAGACACUAGAUUUUUAUUGUAAAUUAAAUGUUUAUCUAUAUUAUAUAUUUAAACUGUUUGUUAAGUUUUAAGAUGUACUUAUUCAAUUACCUAGUAAUUAAACUUAAUUUAGUUCAUUAUUUCAACGUUUUUUACGUUAUUUUCUAACUUUGCUGAUAUACGAACUCAAUUUUUCAAUGUAAAUCAAUGAAAGAAAUAACUUUUUGCAAAAUGUAAACUUUAAAUCACAAAUUAAAAAAAAAAAUGUUAACAGUGUUAAAUGUUCAUAAAGGUAAUAUUAAAUGUUCAUUUUCAUGAUGACAUUAAAUUUCAAUUAAUAAAGUUUUUACAAAGGCUUUAUACGCGAGAAACUUUUAUGAUAUUUAAAUUGAGUUAGUUAUCAAUUAAAAUCGCAAAGAUAAAAUAUUUCCCAUUUACGAUAAUUUUUAAUUGAAGAUAAAAAUUUAUUAGAAAUAUUGUUAAAAAUGCAUUUAUUGAUAAAAUUUUACAUACACCUAUUUAUUUUAAUUAAGAACUUAUUUUUUUUUACUUUACAAUUAAAAAAAUCUACAUAUCCAAAUAAAAAUAUCGUUAAAGUACUGAUACUUUUAUCAAUGAAAUUAAAAACAAUUUCUUUUCUUUUAUUCAACCAAAGACAAUAUUUUUUUUAGUAUAUAUAAAUCGAAACAGGAAUUAUUAUGACACUUGUUCUCAUAUAGCACUCAAAAAGAAAUGUAAUAAAUAUUACAAUAAAAGUGUAAAAUGAAUCAUAUACUUAUAAAAAAAUAUAUUAUAAAAAACAGUGUAUAGUAAUGUUAUCAGGAACGGUUAAAAGUAUUUUUGCAACAAAUGUAACAAUAGUUUGCAACAUUAUCUUGAUAAAGAGAUUUAAUAUUUUUUCGAGAAUUAUAAAAGAAAAAAUGUUUUAAUUAAAAGCGAAAAAGUUUCUAACGAAACUGUCAUGUAUACAAAAAUUUUUCUUCGUAAUUUUCGUUAAUAAUUAUUUUUUUUUGAUUGAAAUUGCAAAAAUAGUUAAAUAAUAAUUGUAUAUAUUUCGACAUUUCGAGUGAAUUGAUCUUAUUAUUGAUUUUUUUCCUCAAUAGUUGGAAAAAUCGUAAAAAAGAAAGAUUUUUAAAUGACAAUGUUGAAAUCUGACUUUUAUAAUUUUAUGAUAAUGAUCUCGAAAAAUGGCUUGUAGGAUAAAUCGGACUGAACCGAUACGUGACAAAAUACACGUUCUAUGUACACAUGUAAUCACCAAACCAAAUAUUUGUAAUAUAAUUUUAUUUGAAAGAUGAAAAUAAAUUGUACCAAAGAUAUA